Messenger RNA from Macadamia integrifolia, 690 nucleotides. RefSeq names its product glycine-rich cell wall structural protein-like. The coding region runs from base 1 to 690 and encodes 229 amino acids. NCBI's taxonomy places the organism in Eukaryota, Viridiplantae, Streptophyta, Magnoliopsida, Proteales, Proteaceae. The record is from RefSeq and is a predicted model, not a curated record. The transcript has 2 exons.
AUGGGUCAGGUGAAGGAGGUGGUAGUGGAAGUGGGGGUGGAGGAGGCAGAGGUGGUGGAGGCGGCGGCGGUUCAGGAUCGGGAUCUGGCUCUAGAUCAAGACAUGGGUCAAGUAAAGGAGGUGGCAGUGGCGGUGGGGGGGGGGGGGGGAGGGGGAGGCAGAGGUGGUGGAGGUGGUAGUGGGUCUAGUUCUGGUGGCGGCUCAGGAUCUGGAUCUUUCUCUGGCUCUGGAUCCGGACAUGGGUCAGGUGAAGCAGGUGGUAGUGGCGGUAGGGGUGGAGGAGGCAGAGGUGGUGGAGGCAGCAGUGGAUCUGGUGUAGGAGGUGGCAGUGGUGGUGGGGGUGGAGGCGGUGGUGGAUCUGGUUCUGGCGGUGGCUCAAGAUCGGGAUCUGGAUAUAGGUCAGGUGAAGGAGGUGGCAGUGGUGGUGGGGGUGGCGGUAGAGGUGGAUCUGGUUCUAGCGGCAGCUUAGGAUAUGGAUCUGGCGCUGGAUUUGGAUAUGGGCUAGGUCAAGGAGGUGGUGGUGGAGGCGGCGGAGGUGAAGGCUUUGGGAGCGAAACUGGGUCUAGUUAUGGUUCUUGCAGUGGUGGUGGAUCUGGCCAUGGUGAUGGGGGACAUAGAGGUGGUGGCGGCAGUGGAGGUGGAGGCGGUGGUGGCAAUGGUUCAGGCAAUGGAAGUGGCUUUGGAUUCUGA